AUGGAGAAGGAUUUGGAGUCCUCCUCACACUCCCAGACAUCCACACUCACCCUUGCCCCUGACUGCGAGGUUUGCAAGAAUGAACACUCCUCUGACCCCUCCCUCUUGGUCGAGGCGAAUGAGCCACCCGAUGGCGGUCUGAGAGCAUGGCUCGUCGUUCUGGGCGUACCUAACAUAUGUUUGACCCCUAUCAAUCGCCAGGGCCUCAUCAAUUCGUGGGGUGCUUUUCAGACUUACUAUGGACAUGUACAUCUUCGAGAUGUUCCAGAAUCCGACAUCGCCUGGAUAGGCUCCAUUCAGUACGCGCUAAUGUUCCUUCCGGGACUCGCUGCGGGUCGCCUAUUCGAUCUCGGCUACUUCAAAAUAGUCCAAUUCUCCGCCAGUUUGGUCCUCGUGGCGGCGGUGCUCCUGAUAGGGGAAUGUCGCACAUACUGGCAGCUCGUCUUGUGCCAGGGAGUUGCCAUCGGACUGUCAUGCGGAUGCAUCUUCGGUCCCACGCUUAGCUGCGUGUCCCAAUGGUUCAGCAAGCGCCGCGCAACGGCCUUGGGUCUGGUUGCCGUGGGUUCGUCCGUCGGAGGCACACUACAACCAUUGGUCUUCAGGACCCUGAUCAUGAGAACGAGCUUCGCGUGGACCGUACGUAUCAUGGCCGGCAUAAUAUUUGGCGCAUUGAUCGUGUCAAAUCUGACGCUAAGGCGUCGCCUUGCGCCUGUGUCUACCAGCGGAGGAUUGGUCGAACUCCAGGCUUUCAGAUCAUUGCCAUUUGCUGUCUAUGCUGUCUCUGGGUUCGUCACUUUCCUGGGUUCCUCUACACUUCUCUCCUAUCUGCCCGCAAGCGCCGCAGACGCCGGGAUGUCGGCUGAUUUCGCGCUCUCUCUUCUUUCCAUCGCGAACGCCUCUGCCAUAAUCGGCCGUGUUGGCUCUGGCCUGCUAGCCGAUCGCGUCGGUGCAAUGAACGUGGCUAUACCGUUUACAGCGUCUGCCGGCAUCCUCACCUACGCCUGGCCACAUGCAAAGCAUCAGCCCUGGUUUGUUGUUAUUGCAGUCCUAUUCGGAAUAUCGAGCGGAGCCUAUGUCUCACUCAGUGUGGUUCCGAUUGUAGGCAUGGGAGAGUUGCAUUCCGUGGGCCGCAGGAUCGGAACUUUCCAAACGGUGACCGCCUUAGGAGCGCUAGGCGGCAUCCCGAUAUCCGGUCAUAUCCGUGACGCCACCCAUGGCUUCGAAUUCGUCGGUGUUUACGCCGGUACCAUGAUCUUGCUCUCAGUAGCACUCAUGUGCGUGACACGCUCACUGGUCCUAGGGAGAUUCCUAGGGAAAAUAUAA
This is a messenger RNA of Punctularia strigosozonata HHB-11173 SS5, 1323 nucleotides long. Its product is annotated as MFS general substrate transporter. Gene Ontology annotation, biological process: transmembrane transport. The record is from RefSeq and is a predicted model, not a curated record. Gene Ontology annotation, molecular function: transmembrane transporter activity. The transcript is spliced from 12 exons. NCBI's taxonomy places the organism in Eukaryota, Fungi, Basidiomycota, Agaricomycetes, Corticiales, Punctulariaceae. The coding region runs from base 1 to 1323 and encodes 440 amino acids. Gene Ontology annotation, cellular component: fungal-type vacuole membrane.